AUGACAAAACCUGAAAUGCUCGUUUGGUAUCCUCUUCUCGUCGUGAGUGAAAUCCGUAGCGCGUAUGAGGAUCCCCGGACCUUAACAGCUUUUCUGCCCCUGCCUCAGCCCAGCCCGCCGGCGUUUUGCUCUCCGUAUACCUUGUUGGAGGGUAUUGCGAAUCCCAUCUCUCCUACCAUGGAUGUGGAUGUCGAGUCCAAUCUGCGCUUGGUCUCGACUCGACAUUCAAGGCUCGAAGGGGGCUAG
This is a messenger RNA of Neurospora hispaniola, 246 nucleotides long. RefSeq lists its product as uncharacterized. The record is from RefSeq and is a predicted model, not a curated record. The transcript has a single exon. NCBI's taxonomy places the organism in Eukaryota, Fungi, Ascomycota, Sordariomycetes, Sordariales, Sordariaceae. The coding region runs from base 1 to 246 and encodes 81 amino acids.